This is a messenger RNA of Aureobasidium namibiae CBS 147.97, 1260 nucleotides long. Its product is annotated as FAD/NAD(P)-binding domain-containing protein. The coding region runs from base 1 to 1260 and encodes 419 amino acids. The record is from RefSeq and is a predicted model, not a curated record. The transcript has a single exon. NCBI's taxonomy places the organism in Eukaryota, Fungi, Ascomycota, Dothideomycetes, Dothideales, Saccotheciaceae. Gene Ontology annotation, molecular function: FAD binding.
AUGCUUCAACCUUCUAAACUACAAAGUGUUGUUGUCGUCGGCGGAUCUCUAGCCGGAUUGAUGCAUGCUUUGGCCAUCAUGGUCCACUGUCCAAAAGUCAAAGUAACAAUUCUCGAAAGAUCACCUACUGCACUUCUACAUAAUCAGGGCGCAGGAGUGGUCGCUGGAGCCGAUACACAAUCUUUCUUCUCCCACUACGUGUGUCCUGGGCAAGACUUUGCCGUUCUGAGUAAGCAGAGACUGUACCUUGAUCGCAAGGGCGAUGUCAUCCGGGGAAGUGUUGAGAACAAGGAACAACGAAUGACUAGCUGGGAUAGUCUUUACAGAUAUCUCAGAUGGAGGGUGGAUGACAUGGACAUCAAGGACUACAUUUCCGGUCCGGAUCUCAAGAAACUGGAAGACAAACUAUCGAAUGUCAGCCAUGGCACAGCGGGUUAUCAAUACGGCUGCAACGUCAAGUCUGUCGAAGACCUUGGACCCUCGGAGGGUGUUCGCGUACGAUGGAUGAAUAAGUCCGACAAAGAGGUGGAAAUUACGGCAGAUUUGGUGAUCGCCGCCGACGGAGCAAGUUCAUCAAUACGAAGGACAUUGCUCCCAAGUGUCCAACGAACAUACACUGGUUACGUCGCCCUUCGAGGUACCGUGCCCGAGACUCAGAUCUCGGAAUCUGCUGCGAAAGCUUUUGUCGAGAAAUUUGCCUUUUACCACGCCGACGGUACUCAAAUUCUGGCUUACGCAAUCCCAGGAGAGAAUGGCACGCUGGAACCCGGCCAGAGGUUGAUGAACUGGGUCUGGUAUAGAAACUACAAGGAAGACAGUGAUGAGCUGGUGGACCUGAUGACAGGAAAAGAUCAGUCACGUCACCAUGUCACGCUUCCUCCGGACCAGAUGAAGCCUGAAGUCUGGACGAAGCAGCAACGGGAUUCCAAAGAUGUCUUGCCACCUCAGUUCGCUGAGUUGGUUAACAAGACGGUACACCCAUUCGUUCAAGCCAUUACCGACAACAUCUCGCCGAACAACGAAUUCUUUGAUGGAAAGCUGUUACUGGUGGGAGACUCGUUAGCUGGCUUUAGGCCUCAUACUGCAGCUUCAACAAGUCAGGCUGCAUUCGAUGCCUCUACUCUUGGAGAAUGGCUUCAAGGGAACAUCGGUAGAGACGAAUACAACCACAGGGUGUUGAGCUAUGCUGUGGAGACCCAAAGACACGGUGUCGAGCUUGGUGAGAGGAGUCAAUUCGGUAAACAUCCAUUGGCUUGCUAG